This is a messenger RNA of Equus caballus (horse), 14133 nucleotides long. The record is from RefSeq and is a predicted model, not a curated record. NCBI's taxonomy places the organism in Eukaryota, Metazoa, Chordata, Mammalia, Perissodactyla, Equidae.
UAACAAAAUUGACACUUUUAAAGUAAAUAAUUCAGUGGUUUUUAGUAUAUUCACAGGGUUGUAGAACCAUCACUGCUACUUCUGGUACAUUUUCAUUACCUCAAAAAGGAACCCCCAUAGCCGUUAGCAGCCACUUCCCCUUCCCCACCUGCCAGCCCUUGGCAACAACUAUCUAGUUUACGACUCUAUGGAUUUGUCUGUUCUGGACAUUUCAUGUAAAUGGAAUCAUACAAUAUGUAACCUUUAGUGUCUAGUGUCUCUCUUAGCAUGGUGUUCUCAUGAUGUUGUAGCGUGUACUUCAUUCAUCUUUGUUGCCAGGCAAUAUUCCAUUGUAUGGAUAUACACAUUUUGUUUGUCUAUUCAUCAGUUGGUGGACAUUGGGUUGUUUCCACCCUGUGGCUAAUAAGAAUAAUGCUGCUGGGAACGUUUGUCUACAAGUAUGUGGGCAGAAGCUUUCAAAUAUUUUGGCUGUAUACAUAGGACUGUAAUUGCUGGUCACUCUAUGUUUAAAAUCUUAAGGAACUGCCAGACUGUUUUCCAACCAAAGUGACUGCACAAUUUUGCAUUGUCACCAACAUUGUACAACUCCUCAACAGCUUCAUUAACACUUGUUAUUAUCCAUCUUUUUUGUUAUAGCCAUCCUAGUGUCUGACCCCACCCCACUAUACCUUCUUUGGGCAUCCCCAGGAGGUAGCACAUCUCCCAGAGUUUUCCCUGUUCUGGGAAAACCAAAUGAGAAGUGACCUAGACAGGUUUGUAACAGGGCACAGCGCUUUACAGUUGUCCAGCUGCUUUCAGGCUUCCUGGGCCCUCUCCACAGAGUAGGGAGGGCACGGGGCCCAGGUUCUCACAGCGAGUCUGGCCUCUCCAGGACUGAUGCUCAGGAUAGCCCCUGCCCCUCACCUGGCUAACCUGAGGGUGCCCAGAGGGCAGGCGACCUCAGCCUCCACCUGGCCCAGCCCCCACCCCGGGCAGGGAAACUGAGGAUAGAGAGGGCACAGGAAGUGAAGGCAGCACCAUCUGCUCCCUUGGAGGGCCCGGGCCAGCCAUCCUAACAGUGGCGCCACAGUGGACACCAGCAGGGGCUCAGUGGACGUCCAGCAGGCAGGAAAGAGGGAUUCCACCUGGGACCCACGAGUGCUGUCCCUUUAGAGCCAGAGGCAGGGGAUACGCAGAUGUGGAAGGCCGGGUCCCAUGGCCCCAUGUGGGCCCCAGGCAUGUUCUACCCCCACUGGGGUUACAUGGCCCUAAGGACCAAGGAUUAGGUGGUGGAUGGGGCAGCAGCAACAGCACUGCUGAGUCCUUCCUGCAUGGAGGCCACAAGCACACAAUGGGGGCAUGCUGUCCUCUGGGAGGCUCCAGCACAGAGAGGGUAGCAGUGGGAGUGGGCCGGCCCCCAAGCAUCUCAGUCCUCCUGCCAGGCCCAUCCAACCUGCCUGCCCAGCAGCCUCAGGACUCCGCUCUGGAGAAUCAGAGGUGGCCAGCUGCAGGGUCCUUAGAGAAACUGAGACCCACAGAGGGGCAAGGCUUGCCCAGGGCCCCACAACAAGCCUUAUGCCCCCCGGCUAGUGGGGCCAGUCCACUGCCUGAACACAGAGCCCCGUGCCAUGCGAUGGCCCGUGCGAGGCCUGUUCCACAGUCACUGGGCUGGCCCUGCAUCCCUUCAUCUUGUGCCAGGAGGAACUACUUAUGGAUUCCAGCAUCUGUUUAUUCUUGCAGAAGCAUUUUUGAAAUAUUGAGAUAACCAAAGUCCACACAAGCCAUGCUUGCAUUUCCAAAAUCAUACUGCAGGCAUUUGGACUCUGCCCAAGAAGAAAAUGCCAGCAGCCCAGAGGCCAGCCCCCAUCGGUGCAGGGAAAGAUUCGGGGGACAGGCAGGCCCUGGCUUGGGGUUUUGAGGAGAGAGGCAGGACCCUGGGUGGUCUUGGGACAUCUUCCUGGGAGUGGGGAAUGACACAGACAUGGGAAGACAGUGGUUCCCUUGAUUCCAAGAGAAAGAGGGAAUAAGUAUGCCCAAGCUGCCCCUGGGUGGCUGUGGAUUUCGAGAGGUGGGGAAGAAGUCAGGAUUCACACCCCGAAUUCACUCCACCCUAAUGGCCUCAGCUCUCUUUCCCCUUUAAAAAUGGAAAAAAGCCUUGAUCUGCAAAGUCAGCCCUCCCCUGCAGGGGAUCCUCAUGCCCCCUGGCGGAGGGCCGAUGCUGGGCUUGCCCUCAGCCCUGGAGGAGGGCCAGCAGGGAGGGUGGCCAGCCCCGUGACGCAGCCCUUCUGCUGUGCACAUGGCUAGACUUGGUCUAAAACAGUGAAGUGCUUCCAUCCAGCUGGGAAAUUGUUACUGCUGGGUCAGCCCAAAGGAGUUAAAGCUGCACGGGGACUGCUCAGGGCCUGAGCGGGGCAUGGCAUCAGAACCCCACAAGGCCUUCCAUAACAAGUGUGGAAAACUCUUAGGUACCGUGUAUCUCCCUCUCCCCCACCCCCCACUUGGCCGCUCUGCUGAGCUUCUGGAGAAUUCUCAGGACAGCCAUAAGUGUCCAGGUAUCUUUCACUACAGGCCCCUCUGUUAGUCUCCCUGUGCCUGGAACGCACUGAGCUCCUAGCAGCCUCAGGGCCUUUGCACUACUGUGCCCCCCCCACAGGCAGGCCCUUCCUGGUGACUUUACGGGACGGCUCCCACCCAGCAGCGCAAUCCCCAUUCCAGGCUCACCUCCCCGGGAGGCCUCCUCUGACCACAGGCUCUAUGCCAUCGCCUUUCUCAUCACCAGCUGUGUUUUGUUCAUUUGUUUACUUGUUUACCAUUCCCCUACACACACCCUGAGAGCAAACUCUGAGAGCAGGGACUGUGUCUCUGAGAACUUGGCACAUAGUAAUGUUCAUUAACUUUUAAAAAAUGAAUAAGUGAAUAGUCUAGGAAUGCAAAUUAUUAGCCAAUUGUUGAAGAACCCACCAGUGAGGAGCUGCAGGAGGGAUGCAGAUCCAGGGCCCUGUGUGCCUCCUUCCUCCACACCCUCACCUGAAGCAGACAUCACCAAUCUAACACAGAAUGUUUGAUUCCAUGGAGCCCAGACGUGAGCUCCAAUCUUUACAGCAAGGCCCUCCAGGGAGCCACUUACUCUUCUUGAGAGGUGGUGGGAGGAAGACUAGGGUGUAAAGUGCAUGUCUUGAGUGGGCUGGCAGUCCAAGGGCAAGGCCCUUGAGGAUGCUCCAAGAGUCAGGAAGGCUUCCUGGAAGAGGUGACAGGGUGGGCCUGAAAGGCAUUGUGGGCAGAGGGGGAAGGAGAAGGACAGUUUGGAGGGUGGGUAAUAAUAUAAGCCUUGGAGGUAAGAAUCCAGUGGACACGUCCCCAAGACAAUAAAAACCAGCUUGUUUGAAGAGGAAGGUGCCUGUCAGGCUGGCUCAGAGGGCCCACUUGCCUGCCCCCAGCCAGCUCCUGCAGCAUGUCCCUGCCUCGCACCAAGCAGAGCCUUUUGGUCUGCCAUCUGGGGAGAGAAGCUAGCAGGAUGUAAGGAGAGGAGGAGAAUUGGUGAGCACUGCUGAGACCAUACGCCAGAACACAUUCCCAGUGGGUGCCCGGGGGUAGGGGACUCUUCCAGGUUCCUUAUGACAAAGAGUGACUGGAGGUGUCUGGAGGGUGCUGCACCCAUGCAGUUGUGCCGCUGCAUGGUGAUGCGCCAUGCAGCUGAUGCAGCCUUUCCUGACGCCCAACCAGUAGGGUCCCCAGACUUCUCUGACUGUCCAUGCCACCCCAACUGCCCUGGGUACCCUCCCAGCCUUGGUUGCACCCAGCUGGCGGGAGCAAGUCUCCCUUCUCCAGGAGCCUGUGAAGGACCUUGAGGGUGAGUUCCCUGGUGGGCUUGCUGGUCUAGCACUGCCUCCCGCCAGGCAUCCUCAAGAGGAGCACUGGAGCCUCAAGUCCUAGUUUUAGAAAAAGAACAUGCAUUGUGUAAUGCUGAUGACAGAGCCAUUUAUGCUCAUUGGAGAAAAUCUGGGAAACGCUCGACAAGGAUAAAUGAAGAGAAGAGGUCAGCAGGGCACAGACACUGAUUAACCUUUCAUUGUGUGUGUGCUUGUCUCUUGUAUAGGCACACGCGCAAGCACGUGCACAUGGAUGCACAGGCACGUGCAUGUUCGCACACAAUGCAUGCACACAUGUACGUGCACACAUGCAUGCUUGCACAGUACACAUGCCACUUGUGCGCUAAGCACACACAUGUGCAAAUACAUGCACACAGAGACACAUUCAUGUGUACAUGCACAAGGGCACACAUGUACACACCUACACACACAUGGGUGCACUGUGCUUUAAACCAGGCCUGCUGCCAAGGAGGGGCUGCUCUCCUGUGGGAACCCAUCUCUGUCAUCCAUUCCUCUCCUUUUUCUACCACUGACCUUGGCCUUCCCCCAACACACGUGCUAAUACUCUGUGUUAUGUUUAACAUUGUUUUUGCAAAUUUCACAGGUGAACAUUGAUGACUCGGGGCUUUUUGUUGCCAUGAAGCAGUUUGCUCCUUCUUGAUGGAUCUUUCCUGCUUCUUCAUGUGUGUGUGCCUCCUCCUCUUCCGGGGUUCUGAGCUGGAGGCUCUGCAGGGUGUGCAAGGACAUUCACACUUUGUCCUUGUCCCACUUUGUGUUCUCAAGGCAGUCCUCCGCUCAGGUGAUGGGGCGGGUGUUGAGAGUUUUGUGUGGGGAAGGGUCUUCCUCCGUCUUUCCUUUUAUGUCUCCUGCCUUUGCUGCCCCAGCGGACACUUUCCUCAGGCUCUUUAUGGGAGCCUGGUUACAUCAUAACCUACUUCAUGGGGGGGAAGUCACCUGCCCCGGCCCCUGCCUGCCUGGGCGGCCCAGCACCCUCCUCCCUGUCCUCCCACCUCCAGCUCCAUCCUCCAGCCCCCGCGGCUGCCCUGAGCCUCACUGGGUCCCGCUGCCCUGUGCCCCUGCCCUGUGCCCCGGCUGUCCUUUCUUUGAGUGGCUCCUCACUGUCCCCUCUGUGUGUUUGCACUGGCUGACUCUCUGUCCUGUGACCCCAUGUGGACCCUUAGCUGCAAUCUGAGUUCUGAUGCGGUCUCCCGGAGCAUCCACUCCCCACGCUCGCUGGGAGGCAGGAUCCCUGAGGACAGGGCCUUUUUAGCAAGUUCUGGGGAGGUUUGGUCAGGUGUGAGAGCCCCCGUCUGGAGAGCACCUCCCAGCCCAGCGUUCCGGCCUUUCCUCCCACUCCUGUGUCUGUGACAGCUCCAUGGUGCAGCUGAGUCCUGGAUGGGAGGGUGGCCAUGGACCCCUGGCCUGCAGAGCCAGCACAGAGCGGGCCCAGGACGUGACUUCAGGAAGAGCUUCAGGAGACACCUGUGUCCUCUUGGCCUCUAGGAGGUGGAAGCGGAUGGACGGAUUCACGGAAGCCUCAUGUGAACAGACAUUACGAAGCCUCUGUGGCACCUACCCCAUCUCCCAAAGGAGCACGUUUGUGCACAUGGAGAGUCUGAUUCUCAGAUGAUUGAGGAGAGAUGCACAUUUACCGUUCUGGCCGGUGGCUCUGUUCCAGGAGCACCUGGAAGCAAGGCUGCCUCCACCCCGGCUUCCUGCCUGGCAGGGGCCUCUUCCAGGGUGGCCCUGCCCCAGAGGCUGCACUUGUGUGGGGCAAACACGUGGGCAGGGCCAGUGCCACAGAACCACAGCUGGACCAGGAUGGGCAGCAGACAAAGCAGAUGGCCAGCCAACACAAGGGGCAUUAGAAGGGCCUUCCUCAGCCACUGCAGGGUGUCCUGGAGCGCUUGGGAGAAAGCAGCCCUGUGGUCAAACACCUCUGAGAAAUGCUCUGUCCAGUGCUCCCUACAGAAUGCAGCUGCCACAUGCGCAGGUUCCAGGCUGGUGGGCGGCUGGACUGAGAGCCAGCACGCUUUCUGCGAGCCAGUAUGCCCUGCUGGGGCAAGGGGUGCUUUUUUCUAAUUCUCACGAAGGCGCUGUAAGGACUAGAAGCAUUUCCAGUGCUGCUCGGAUCUACAUGACGCCGAGAAGCCCUGGGUGGAGAGCCCAGUGCUUACCCACGUUGAUCCCAGAACCCAGCUCUCCUGCAGCCCUGGGGACCAGAGUGCCCUUGGGGAGUGCUGGCCGCAGGUCACAAGAUUCCCAGGAGGCAGGCCAGCCCCUUGUUUGCACCACCUUGCUUUGCGGCCUCGUGUGGGCCCGAACUCUGCUCUGGGCCCAGUCUCCUCACCUGUGAGAUGUGUGGAGAUUGUGCUCAAACUGCAUUGGUUUAUGGGUUGGUGCAAACCCAGACAGCAGCUCCACCCUGGGGCACACUGCUCGGUGCUCCUUGUCAGGGUGACCGACGGGGAUGGGGCAGGUGUGAAAGAGAGUAGGCUGGAGGCACCUGGGGAGUGACACCCUGGGAUGAAGUGGAAGCACAGUGGUCUGGGGCAUCUGCACUCACCCUUCCUCUGGCCUUCAGAUGUUGACGGCCAGCUUCCCAGCUCCUGGAUGGCUGUGCACCUGGGAACAAGGGCCUCAGGGCCUCAGUCUCCCUCCCUGUACAAUGGAGAAAGGGGAGGUGCUAAUCCAGGUGGUCCCUCUCUCUACCCUCGCAGCUCCUGCCAUGUUGUCCCUGAUUCGGUUCACCAGACACCCCGCCUCUCUCCCAGCAGCCGGGACAAUUGUGUGCCUACACAUCCUGCAUACUUUCCUCAGCCCUUGCCACCCUCCUGGGGACACCUUACAGCCUCCUCUGCCUGCAUGAGAACCAGCAUCCACCCAAAUCGUAUUUGGUUGUCAACAUCAUUUUGUGAGAAAGAACGUCAUGAGUCCUAUUUUUGAGUGAGGGACUGAGGCUCACAGAAGCUGUGACCUGGCCAAAGGCCGUCUGCUAUGACAUCACAGUCCAGGCAGCUGGCCAUGAGUCCCAGGCACUUCCUACUUCACCACCAAACUCUCCUGGAGAGGAGAGGCCAGAGGACUGCUCAGCCCAAGGUCAUGGGCCUUCAGAGGGCCCAGCCUCAGGAUCUCUGUGCCCCAAGUCCUGGGACUCUGCAGGACUCAGAAUUCUCACCUCAGACCUGACCUCCAUGUGACACCCCAAGGUCAGCUUCCCUGAGGCAGAGCUUCCAAACCUGGAGGCUAUAUCCCCUUCACAAAGGGAAUGUUCUCUCAGGACGACCAGCGCUGAUUAUGGAACCAGGCCCCUCAAUGUCAGGGCGGCUUUUCAGCAGGGCCACACAUCUGUGUCAAAGGAACGGGAACUUUUAGGGUGCAGCCGGCAGGUGGGGCCUCGCUGCUCCAGUCUGGCGGGCAUCUGACUUUGGUGAGCAGCCAGCUUCCUCUGCAGCUUCUGCUGCUGGCACUCGCUGAGAGGCAUGUCUGGGCUUCCUUCAGGGGUUCCUCUCCCCACCUUUCCCCAGGAGUGUCCGCUGCUCUCAGAAGAUAAAUGCUGGUGGCUGGUCACACACAAAGAGGAGGAGGCAACCUCACACCAGAAGCUGGCCCGGGCCAGGGAGUGUCAUCCAAAGGGAAGCCUUGCUUCUGAGAAAUGUAUUUAUUUCUUUGUGAGCAGGAGCCUGAGUGUGGCCUCUCUGGGGCCUUUGGGUGGGGCCAUGCAAAGGGCUGGCGUGUGGCCUCAGAAGCCCUGGUGGUACCUGUUCACAGACCACCCUUGAUCGGAGUCCUGGUCCCCAGUGAGCUGGCCCACCCAUCCGUGGGUACCAGGGCAUCAGCCCCCGGGCCCCUGCAGGCCACCCUGCAGGUUGCUCCACCUCUUCCUGGUGGUCUCCUCUGCUUCACGCUCUGCCCACCUCUGCCAGCCAGGACUGAUGGGGACUCAGUGUAAAGGGGCAGCAGGACCCUGGGAGCAUGCCCAGAGAGGAGCACUGCUAGGAACUGACCUCUGUCCCUUCCCUGGUGGGACGGGACCCAGAGGUGCUCUCACCCAGGCCUGCCUCUUUCUCUUCCUCCCUCCACAGCCUGUGUUCCACUGAAGGCCUCAUCUGGCUGGAGGAAGGCCCCUCCUCCCUCGCCGCUGCAUUUUCUUCCUCUCGGGUGGCAGAAGCCAGGCCACAAGCACGGAGGGAGGGAUUGUUCUCCUGACACGCCCCCAGCUCCCUUUCCAAAGGGCAUGUUCUCUGAUAGUCCAGCACCUCCUGGCACCCUUUGUGGGAGCAGGGUCCCCGUUCUGAGCACCAGGAUUUCUAUGUCCUCCCAGCCUUGCCCACCAGGGCCACCCAGGCCCUUCCCCAGCCCCCAGGACCCUCUGGGUCUGGCCAGGCCCCCUGGGGAAUUGUGCCAUCUGGAUGCAGACGCAGGACAUCUGUAGAGUAGACAGAGAGGGUGAGUGGGAACCUGGCUGAGUGAAGGGUGGGUGUUUAGGGGCCUCUGGUCCGCGGGGGUGUUUCAGUGGUCAAGGGCUCUACAGGCCCUUCCAGGUAAGCAUCCUGUUUUCCCAAGGUGGGUUCUGAGGCACAGAGGUGAAGUGGCGCCUGGCGACCCAGCACCGUGCCCGAGGAAGCCCUGUCUAUGACCUGGGAGUGUGGGCUGCGUCCAGCCUGGAGGGAGGGCUGCUCCUUGCCAGGCCCUGCCACGUGUGUCUUUGGGGAAGGGCUGAAUUCUCUGCCCAGCUCAGUAGGACAUGGUGCUCUGUGCUGUGAGCUCCUGCAAUCUGGCGGCUCACAGGCACACCUCUCUCUCAUUAGCCCCAUCGCUUUGCCUGCCCCUGCUGUUGGGGCCUCACCUAGCCCACCCUGCCCCUCAGUCCUCCAGCCACGCACUAGUCCCUGUGCAUGGCAGGGUGGGGUGGGCAUGGAGAGGGCUGGGCCAAGGGGAAGGGAGCCGUGCUGCGGGUACUGUGACAACACUGUGGUCAGCUAAGGUCCCUUCUCCACCUGCUUGGCUCCCAGUCUGUUGACAGGAGAGUGGUGACAGGGCCUGGGUGCAGGCAGCGGUACCGUCCUGAGCAGCCUGUCCAGUUAGUUACAGUUAGUUACACGCCCAGUUGUAUGUGUGUGACUAAUUACACAUGGGGCAGGCGGCUGUCCGCUGAUCUGUGAUGGGUCAGCACAAAGGGGAGGGCCACAGUCAAAGGCAAGCGGUGGCUGUGGGGAGGGGCCCAUUGAGGUUUCUGACCCACUGGGGCCUAUAUAUUUAGGCAGAGCAGUAACCUCUGUGCUAUGAGGGACCAUCAGGAGGGUCAGCUGUCCCCUCCCCUUUUGCCCCUUCCACCUGUUGCUCUGGUGGUGCCUAAAACCAGUAGUGAUUCGUUUGCUUAGAAUAUUAUCCUCCAAAAGAGAGUAUUCAUGGGACAGUGGUAGGGAAAUGCAGAGGCCUGGAUGAGUCCCCCAGUGGAUAUCAAGUCGUGCCCAACUGGUCCAGGUCCCUUGGGGACAGUGUCAGCAGCUGAGAGAAUCAGCUCCCUGCCCCUCCCGGGUGUCGGGCACACCGGCCAUGAAACUCAUGGUGUGAUUGGGUGUGAGCGCCACAGGGUGACCAGUGACCCCUCCAAGAGUGCUGACCGGCACUCAGGCCACACAGUGUCCCAUGGGUUCUUGUUAAGCGUUCUUAGCAAGGGCCUCCAGUAGACCGUCGCUGAGAGCAUGUGGCCGGGCCGUCUCCCAGGGCAGCAGAUAGCCUCUGGACAGCUCAAGCCCUCGGAACUAAACACUGGAGGCAUUUCUAGAGCUCACCAAGCACUUGAUUCAUUUUGCUUUGUGUUUGGCCAGCCACCCUGUGAGUUGAAUGUCGUGAACCCUACUUCCUACUCGGGAAAUAACUCAGAGAGGUGCACGCCUCACCCAUCACACUCGGGUGGGAGCCAAAGCUCUGCCUGCAUGGCUGCCCUGGUGAUGGUGCAGCUGGUGGGGGGCGGGGUGGCCUCAACUGGGCAGUGUGGAGCGAGAGUCAGUGCAGGAAGCAGAGCCCAACUGUCAUCUGCUCCGUCACUCUCGGUGCCCACUCCUGUGUGGUCCCACGGGUGCCAUACAGACUUUCACCUGUGCCUGCUGGCAGCCUGGCCUCCCCCACCCAGGAACCCUAGCUUCUGAGGUCUUGGCCUCUGCAGGAUCUUUGUCGUGAUCCUUGUCAACAACCCCUGUGGGGCACUUGGUUUCUGUGUCCUGUUCUGCAAGGUCAGUCACCCCACCUUAGGCCACCUCCCAUCUUCCAAAACCAAAACCUUGCAGGCUGUACCUUUUUAAAGGAGGGAGCAGGCGUUUUCACCAGAGGGGCCUUUGGUCUUGGGGGAAUGAGGAGAGGGAGGCCGAGACCCCCAGUGUCCCUAGAAAGCUCCUUCCCCCAAGCCAGCUUCUCUGAGGUGUGGCCCACAGUGGACUUGGAAGGGCCCUGGGGCUCGGACAGCUUUGCCCGCUUUGCCUAGGAUGUUGUUUCUUAUUUUUUUCUUUCUCAAUUUUUUUUUUAACAUAAAUUGUUUUGAAGUGUAAUGUACAUACAGAAAAGUGCAUGAGUCCUAAGUGUUGCAGCUCAGUGAGUUUUCAUGGGGUGAAUACAUGGGUCUCGGGCACCCCGCCCCUGCAGCGGCCCCUGCAGAGCUGGUUGUGCAUGGGAUCCUGAGUAGAUGUUCUUUUGUGCCUGGUUUCUUUUUGCUCCACGUGAUGGUGGUGAGACUGGUCCUUGUGGGUGGUCAUCUGCACCCAUUUCCAUUGCCUUGGGGUGCCCCCCUGAGUGAAUACACCACAGCUUGCUGUGGAGGGCGACUGAGGGGCUUCUGUUUGGAGCCAUAGUGAGUAGUGCUGCUGUAAACACUCCUGGGUGUGUCUUUUGGUGUGAGUAUGUAAGCAUUUCUGGCACCCAGGGAGGAAUUUCUAGGCCUGCAUAUGCUCGGCUUUCAUAGGGACUAUCUUCCCACGUGGCUUUACGGGUUCACACUCCCACCACCAGCCGCUAGGAGUUUCCAUUGCGCCACGUCUUGCCAGCACGUGGCAUUUUCUGCCUUUUCAUUUUAGCCAUUCCGGUGGGUGUACGGCAGUGUCACACUGUGGUUUAAUUUCCCUUCCCCGAUGACUAAUGAAACUCAAUGCUUUUUUGUAUGUUUAUCACCUUUUCGGAUAUCCUUUUUUGUGAAGUACCUCUUCAUGUCUUUUGUCCAUUUUUAAAAAAAUUGAGUCUUCUGACUUUUUAAAAUCUGUAUGAGUUCUUUAUAUAUUAAUUUGUUUGAGUCCUGUGCUGGAUAUACACAUCUGUCUCUCUAUCUGCUCAUGUGUACAGAGACACACAGACACACACACACACUUAUUCAAUCGGUGUUGAGAGCCCCCAUGUGCCAACAUGUCACAGUCACUGCGGCACAGCCGUGAACAGAACAAAGGCCCUGUCCUCAUGGGGCUUGGAUCCUCCCCAGAGAAGACCAAUAAAUAAGGAAGUAGAAAGACUGUCAGACUGCGGUAACUGUGCAGAGAAAUGUUCAGUGGGAGAGGAAGUGCGGGAGCGGAGGGUAACACUGUAAAUAUGUCACGGAGAAGGUGACAUGUCAGUAAAGAUUUAAGGGGGAGAGCCACUAGAUGCCUGGGGAGCAUGGCACGCAGAAGGAGGGCGGCAGGGUCUGCUAGGGGGCUGGCGCAGAGCAAACGAGGGGUGAGUGGGGUGGGAGGUUUCAAAUGGGGUCAGGUCAGCAGAGCCUGGGGGGCCACUAGAAUCUGGCUUUCAUUCCACUGGGGGUUCUGGACAAAGGAGGGACAGGACCUGACUCCGGUUUUAAUAGGGCCCCUUGGGCUGCCAUGCUGAGGCAGAAAUGGUGGAAGCAGGGAGACUAAUUAGGAGCCUGUGGCAGUAGGUCCAGCCUCUUGUCCCAGUUUCCCAUCUGUCCCAGGUGUCUGCACUCUGAGGACGUCCAGAAUCACUGUCGUCCCAGAAUCAGGCAUCCCUGCUCUUUGCUCUGCCAUCUUCCGAGCGUCCUCUAAUGGCUGUGGGAUAGAUGCAGUGUUCCUGGCCUCACAUCCAGCCCCCAUCAUCUGGGGUGUCUCUUCCUAUGUGCCUUGUCUUUCCAGAAGGUCCCAGCGGAUGUCCACUGGCCACACCACACCUGGCUUGUUCUCCACUUCCCUAAAGCUGACUCUGGCAAGGAAACUAUGCCCCAGACAUCCGUCGUCUUCUCCAGCAUCCUCGGGCCCAGCUGUAGCGGACAGGGGCAGCCCAGCAUGGGGGAGCGAGGAGGCGGGGCCAGCGGCUCCGGGGACCUCAUCUUUCAAGAUGGUCGCCUCAUCUCCGGGUCGCUGGAGGCCUUGAUGGAGCACCUGGUCCCCACGGUGGACUAUUACCCUGAUAGGACAUACAUCUUUACGUUUCUCUUGAGCUCCCGGGUCUUCAUCCCCCCUCAUGACCUGCUGGCCCGCGUAGGGCAGAUCUGCCUGGAGCAGAGGCAGCAGCUGGAGGCCGUGUCGGAGAAGGCCAAGCUGAAGUCUUUCUCAGCCAAGAUCGUGCAGCUGCUAAAGGAGUGGACAGAGGCCUUCCCCUAUGACUUCCAGGAUGAGAAGGCCAUGGUGGAACUGAAGGCCAUCACCCACCGGGUCACGCAGUGUGACGAGGAGAAUGGCACAGUGAAGAAGGCCAUCGCCCAAAUGACGCAGAGCCUGCUGCUGUCGCUGGCUGCCCGAAGCCAGCUUCAGGAGCUGCGGGAGAAGCUCCGCUCACCGGCCAUGGACAAAGGGCCUAUCCUCAAGGCCAAGCCGCCAGCUGCUCAGAAGGACAUCCUGGGCGUGUGCUGUGACCCCUUGGUGCUGGCCCAGCAGCUGACUCAUAUUGAACUGGAGAGGGUCAGCAGCAUUCACCCUGAGGACCUGAUGCAGAUUGUCAGCCACAUGGACUCUCGGGACAAGCACAGGUGCCGAGGGGACCUGACCAAGACCUACAGCCUGGAGGCCUAUGACAACUGGUUCAACUGCCUCAGCAUGCUAGUGGCCACCGAGGUGUGUCGGGUGGUGAAGAAGAAGCACCGGACCCGCAUGCUGGAGUUCUUCAUUGACGUGGCCCGGGAGUGUUUCAACAUCGGGAACUUCAACUCCAUGAUGGCCAUCAUCUCUGGCAUGAACCUCAGUCCUGUGGCGAGGCUGAAGAAAACGUGGUCCAAAGUCAAGACUGCCAAGUUUGAUGUCUUGGAGCAUCAUAUGGACCCAUCCAGCAACUUCUGCAACUACCGCACAGCCCUGCAGGGGGCCACGCAGAGGUCCCAGAUGGCCAACAGCAGCCGAGAGAAGAUUGUCAUCCCUGUGUUCAACCUUUUCGUUAAGGACAUCUAUUUCCUGCACAAAAUCCACACCAACCACCUGCCCAAUGGGCACAUCAACUUCAAGAAAUUUUGGGAGAUCUCCAGACAGAUCCACGAGUUCAUGACAUGGACACAAGUAGAGUGUCCCUUCGAGAAGGACAAGAAGAUUCAGAGUUACCUGCUCACGGCACCCAUCUACAGCGAGGAAGCUCUCUUCAUCGCCUCCUUUGAAAGUGAAGGUCCUGAGAACCACAUGGAAAAGGACAGCUGGAAGACCCUCAGGAGACCUUAUUUGGUGCCUACCCAGCAUCCACUCCCUGGCCACUUCCUGACUGUACAGUUUUGCUCUGGUAAGUACCUGGCCCCUGGCAGCCCAUGAGCUUCAGGGAAGCUCCUUCUACCUGUAGCUUCAGACUGGGCCAUGAGUAUUCUAUACCUCACUUACUGUAGGAGUUGAUUCACUAACAGGCAUUAGACAAAAUUCAGACCAACAUGUUAAAAGGGGAGAGUUGUUGGGAACUUUGGAAAACAAAGCCCCCUCAUUCUUCUGAGAGAGCUACUAGAAAAGACACUUGCUCGUUUUGGAUGGAGUAGGGCAGGAGUAAGUAAACUACAGCCUCCAGGCUAAAUCUGGCCUGCUGCCUGUUUUUGUAAAUAAUUUUAGCGGAACACAGUGACACUCAUUUGUUUACAAAUUGUCUGUGGGUGCUUUCAUGGUACAAUGGUAGAGGGGAGUAGUUGUAACAGCAACUGGAUGGCCUGCAAAGCCUAAAAUAUUUUCUGUGUGGCUCUUUACAGAAUAAGUUUGCCAAACCCUGGUGUAGGGUGUAGAUGUGAAGCUGGGAAGUGCUGCAGUCCUUUUCUACGACAAGGGAAAAAAGCCCCCUGGUACAUAGUUGUACAUUCUUCCUUGUGGGUCCUUCUAGUUGUGGCAUGUGGGACGCUGCCUCAGCG